GUGGAGGCAGUAACUCUAUACUUUCAUGCUUUUUCACUGCCACGCAGGCACACUGAAGUCGACCAACCGCAGUGCAUGGGUGGGAUCAUCACGAACAGUCUGGCAGCCACGUAGCUAGCUAACAACAUUAGCAUUAGCUGCAGCUAGCCUCAGCGAACGUCACGAUGGACUUGCCACAUCAGGGGUACCGAGCAAAUAAACCGAGGGCUCGUGCAGCUCCUCCAACAGCCGAUUCUAUCCUGUUUGAUGACACCAGCUCUGCAGCACUGAAUAACCAAGGUUACUACACUCCUGCGUACAAUAUGGCAGGACCCUCAAAUGACAUGCAAGGAGGGGCAGUGCCGAACAACGUCUUUGCUGACCCAAUGGCCAACGCUGCAAUGAUGUACGGCUCCUCAAUAGCCAAUCAAGGAAAAGAUAUGGUGAACAAAGAGAUCAGCAGAUUCAUGUCUGUGAACAAGUUGAAAUACUUCUUUGCGGUGGACACCAGAUAUGUAUUGAAGAAACUCAUGAUCCUCAUGUUCCCCUACACGCAUCAGGAUUGGGAGGUUCGUUACCAUCGAGACGCUCCACUGACUCCAAGACAGGAUGUGAAUGCACCAGAUCUUUACAUUCCAACGAUGGCAUUUAUUACCUACAUUUUACUUGCCGGAAUGGCCCUUGGCAUUCAAAAACGGUUCAGUCCAGAGGUUCUUGGACUGUGUGCCAGCACCGCCCUCGUGUGGGUCAUCAUCGAGGUCUUGUUGAUGUUGUUGAGUUUGUACCUACUGACGGUACACAGCGACCUCUCGACCUUUGAUCUCAUUGCCUACAGUGGAUACAAAUACGUUGGGAUGAUCUUCACAGUGUUGUGUGGCUUACUGUUCGGCAGUGACGGUUAUUAUGUGGCACUUGCCUGGUCGUCUUGCGCCCUCAUGUUCUUCAUUGUUCGAUCUCUGAAAAUGAAGAUCCUUCCCUCGCUCUCCUCGGACUCCAUUGGAACUGGACCAAGUGCAAAACACCAAUUCCGCCUUUAUAUCACUGUGGCGACUGCUUUGUUUCAGCCCAUCGUAAUAUACUGGUUAACCUCUCAUCUGGUCAGGUGACCGUGAUGCAUCCAAUAACUUGAAGUCCAAUUUAAUUGGAGCCAAAAUAUUUUGUUGUUGAGUGUUUGUACACCUGCCUUUAUAUGCUCAUUUGUCAGUAAACUCAAAACGUAUGUAGAUGAGGUCGAACAGCAAAGUGUGUUGAGCUUAUUAAUGAAAAGUGUUUCUCUGAUUUAACCAAACUGAAGUGUGAAAUAGAAAAUGUCUCCAUGUAAAUCGAUUCUGAGAAAUACUUAUUUUUGGCCACCUAACCUGGAAGACAAGGGCUUUCUUAAUGAGAUCCUUUUAUUCAUGACUUUGAUUGAGCAGGUUUCCUCUUUUUUUAUGUCUUGCACCCAUUUUACAGUGUUCUCACACACAUUUCACGAAUGAUUCAAGUAACAUGGUUUUGGUAGGGCGGGUACAUUGCUGCAUUAUUCCUCUUGCGAGUCUUUGAUCGUAUUUAUCUACAUUUGAAAAAAGCAUGAAAAUGUUUGGAUUUUUUUAGUAGAAAAAAAUAAAUAUUUAGCUUUGUGUACUCAA
Molecule: messenger RNA, 1607 nt
Organism: Gasterosteus aculeatus aculeatus (three-spined stickleback)
Lineage: Eukaryota; Metazoa; Chordata; Actinopteri; Perciformes; Gasterosteidae
Source: RefSeq, a predicted model, not a curated record